This is a messenger RNA of Beta vulgaris subsp. vulgaris (sugar beet), 8577 nucleotides long. RefSeq names its product kinesin-like protein KIN-12D. The coding region runs from base 375 to 8366 and encodes 2663 amino acids. Gene Ontology annotation, biological process: microtubule-based movement. The record is from RefSeq and is a predicted model, not a curated record. The transcript has 36 exons. Gene Ontology annotation, molecular function: microtubule binding; ATP binding; microtubule motor activity. NCBI's taxonomy places the organism in Eukaryota, Viridiplantae, Streptophyta, Magnoliopsida, Caryophyllales, Amaranthaceae.
AAAAGGUAAAAUAGUAUCAAAUUCAAAUUAUUCAAAUUUCAACCGUUAGAUUUAAAACUCAGUUUCAAAUCUAAGAAAUAUCCACCGUUUAUUUUCCAUAUUCUCUCUCUUCAAGAGUUCAAAAUGCUCAAACUACACAGAGUGAACUGAAGAAAAAUGUCUCAGAGGAGAGAGAAAGAGAGGAGAGAGAAAAUAGAAGAAAAUUAAUGUAUACUUCUUUAGUUCACGGGAAAAAGAAAACAAAAACCACGAAUUUCUUCAUUUGUUUGUUGAAUUUUUUCUCAGAAUUUGUGUACAUUAUACUUUAAACAACAACAAUUUCAGGAGUUCGAUUUCGUGGUUUACAAAUUUUGUUUCUGAAUUCGUCUGUCAGGAUGUUGAGGGAUUUCAAAUUUAUGCGGCGUAAUUCUGGGAAAAAUCAAGAUAUAGAGGAAAUUGAGAAUGUACCUAUAAACCCUAACGAUUCAUCAUCUAAUGUAACGAAUUUAGAUUCUUCUAGAGCUCCAUUGCAUGCGAUACCUGAACUAGUUCAAAACCCUAAAAAGUUAGGUUUAGAUCAUGAAGUGAGUGGUAAGAGUAAAUUUGAGAGAACACCUAUUAAAUCUAAGAGUAAAGGUUGUGAUACACCGAAUUUGCCGCUUCGUACCCCGGAAAGGCAAGGGAAUGGAACAUUAGGGAGGAAGAGGUUCGGGUUUUCGGGUGUGAGUGAUGAAGGGAGGACUGAGAUGAGUAGUUAUGUGAGCCAAUCUGGCAGAAAUGGGAGUUCUUUGAAUUUGACGCCUAGAGUUAGUGGACCUUCUGGGAGUAGUUCAGUUCAGACUACACCAACUAAGAGUGUGAGCAAGCCACCCAAUCAUGGGUAUGCACCAUUGAGCAGCUCUCGUCAUCCGGGGAAUGGUAGUGCUCGUGUUGGGAAUUAUGCCGCGCUUUCUAGGGGGUUUUCGGCUUCUGGUGCUCAGCAUUGUGUUGUUAAUACUGUUGAAGUUUCACAUUUUGAUCUCAAAGAGGAUCCAUCUUUCUGGAUGGAUCACAAUGUACAGGCUAUAAUAAGGGUACGUCCCCUCAACAACGUUGAAAGAAAUAUGCAAGGGUUCAAUAGGUGUGUGAGGCAGGAUAGUUCACAGAGCAUUACCUGGAUUGGGCAACCAGAAACUCGAUUCACAUUUGACCAUGUAGCAUGUGAAACGGUUGAUCAGGAGAUGCUCUUUAGGAUGGCUGGUCUACCAAUGGUAGAGAAUUGCUUAUCAGGAUAUAAUAGCUGCAUGUUUGCCUAUGGGCAGACUGGAAGUGGCAAGACUUAUACAAUGCUAGGGGAAAUGGAGGAUUUGGAGUUCACGCCUAGCUCCCAUCGUGGGAUGACACCAAGAAUAUUUGAAUUCUUGUUUGCUAGAAUGAGAGCGGAAGAGGAAAGCCGAAGUGAUGAAAAAUUGAAGUACAGUUGCAGGUGCUCUUUCUUAGAGAUCUAUAAUGAGCAAAUUACAGAUCUUCUUGAUCCAUCAUCGACAAAUUUGUUGCUUCGUGAAGACGUUAAGAAUGGUGUGUAUGUUGAGAAUCUCUCAGAAUUUGAAGUUCACACAGUAGGCGAUGUCCUGAGACUUCUAAUUCAGGGUUCUGCAAACAGGAAAGUUGCAGCUACAAACAUGAAUAGAGAGAGUAGUAGGUCUCAUAGUGUAUUCACAUGUAUAAUUGAGAGUAAGUGGGAAAGAGAUUCAGCAACAAAUCUACGAUUUGCUAGAUUAAAUCUUGUUGAUUUGGCUGGUUCAGAAAGGCAGAAAUCGUCUGGUGCUGAAGGUGAACGAUUGAAAGAAGCUGCAAAUAUCAACAAAUCCUUGUCAACAUUGGGUCACGUAAUUAUGCUACUAGUGGAUAUUGCACAAGGGAAGCCAAGGCAUGUUCCUUACAGAGAUUCAAGGCUUACCUUUCUUCUUCAGGACUCCCUUGGUGGUAACUCGAAAACCAUGAUAAUUGCCAACAUCAGCCCUUCUAUCUGUUGUGCAGCUGAAACACUAAACACACUGAAAUUUGCUCAAAGAGCAAAACUGAUUCAAAAUAACGCCGUGGUGAAUGAGGAUUCGUCUGGGGAUGUUGCUAUUCUACAACACCAAAUAUGGCUUUUGAAAGAGGAGCUUUCUGCUUUAAAACAUCAAAAUCUCUCUCGAGCUUUAGCAUUUGAUUCUUCCUAUACAGUGAGAGGCGAGGAAAACAUUGACAUGGAAAAUAGAAAAGAUAAUGAUCAGCCAAAUGCUCAAGACUCAGGCCUACGAGUAUCUUCCAAAAAGUUAAAAUCUAUGGAAUUGAUGCUUGCUGGAGCCUUGAGAAGGGAGCAGAUGGCAGAAAGUUCCAUCAAGAAUCUUGAAGCUGAAAUUGAGCAGUUGAACCGUUUGGUUCGUCAAAGAGAAGAGGACGCUAGAUGCAGUAAAAUGAUGCUGAAGUUCCGAGAAGACAAGAUUCAGAGACUGGAGUCCCUUGUGGGUGAUUUGAAACCUGUGGACACUUAUCUGCUUGAAGAGAAUUCUGCUCUCUCAGAAGAGAUUCAACUGUUGCGAGCUAAAGUUGACAGGAACCCAGAAGUGACCCGGUUUGCUGUGGAGAAUAUCCGACUACUAGAACAACUCAGAAGAUUUCAAGAUUUCUAUGAGGAAGGAGAAAGAGACAUUUUACUGCAAGAAGUAUCUGACCUUCGGGCCCAGCUUGUUCGCUUGCUUGAUAGCCAGCAGCAUAACAAUACAGACAUGGUUCAAGAUGCUCCAGAUAAUAGCAAAGAAACAGAAUCCGUCUGUUCUGAGUUGACUAGUACUUUGAACGAGUUAGCAGAGUGCAAGAGCAAGCUAAAAUCUUGCUUAGAGACCAAUGCAAAACUAAGCAGAGAAAUGGAGGACUUGCAGGUUCUUUUGAGGAAUAAGGAAUCAGAUUCUAAACCCAUGAAGGAAAUGCAAGCACCAUGUACUAGAGCUCAAGCAUUUGAUGGAGAGAGUGAAAGUAAGCAUAGAGACCUGAUGAGACAUUCGGAAGAGAUUGUCAAUUUGGAACUGGAGCUGGAUAUACUUAAAAUAAUUCUAAAAGAAGAGAGGUGUCUGCGUGGAAAAAUGGAGGAAAAGACAUCUUCAUUGGCUAGAAAUGUCCAAUUGGCAGAGGAGGGAGUGAUGUUAAUGAGGAAGCAGUGGGAAGAUGCGAAAGGGGAAUUAAACGAAGCAAAAUCAGUGAUUGAAGCACUUGAGUCUCAACAACUCUUAUCCAUCAGUGAGAUCGAGGAAAUUAAAAUAUGUAACAACCAUUAUUUAGAGAUUCUGAGUCAGCAGGAACAUCAAAUUGCUGCACUAAAAGAACAAAGACAAGGCCGAGAUUCUAUCCUAUCGUGUUCAAAGAACUCCGAAGGUGAAGAUUCUGCGUUACAGUCGCAACUGAAGAGGAUGCAAGCUUCUCUUGAUAAGGCCAAACGACUUAAUACGUUGUAUCGAAGUGAUCAUGCUUCUCAAAUAUCAAAUGAAGAAGAAAUGGAUGAAACACGGCGUCAAGCUGAGGCAGAAACUGCUGAAGUGAUUGUCUGCUUGCAAGAAGAACUCUCUGUGUUUCAGCAGCGUGUGCAAGAUAGUGAACUGAGAGAGAAAGAAGCGGAAGGCAGGCUGCAUAAUUUUGAGAUCAAACUGAAGGAGUUACAGGAAUCUUCUGACAUGAUGUCACAUGAGAAUAAGACUUUACGUCAAAGUCUUCUAGAGAAAAAUAUGGAGAUACAAUCACUGGCAGAAGACUGGGAACUGUUGAGCUGCGAGAUUGAAGAAUCUCUUAUUGAGGGACAUGAUGCUCUUAGAAGUGUCUCUGAUCAACUUGCCUCUGUUUCCCUUUCCAAUAGAAGGGACCGGAUUUCUGAACAAUUAGGCAAAGUAGCCAGACAGAUAUCUGACAAAGAAUCAAUUAUUGAACAGCUUAACAAAUGUCUAGAGGAUGCAAACACAAGAGCCAAUGAAAUGGAACGUAUGUUGAUGUCACUUAGAGGUGCAGCAAUGUUGAUGACCGAGUCUCAUCAACAAGACUGCUAUGAGAAGGAGCAAGAAAUACAGAACUUGAGAGCAGAAUUAAUGGCUCACCACUGUUCUCAGAAGGAAGAGAUCUAUAAGUCUGAGAAAAAGGGCUCUGAAAGCAAAGAAAUUUUGGAAGCUGGAGUGCUUAGCCUUGAAGCAGCUUUCACUAAUUUUCAGAACAAUUGUGAAAGUAAAAUCCUGAGUUUGUAUCAUAAAUUGCACAAGGUUGAAGGAUGUACUCAAGAAGCCAAACGUACUUGGCACCAAAGAAAAGAGGUACUUGAGUUGCAACUGCUAGAUGCUGAAGCAACUACAGCUCAGAAUACAAUGGAGGCGUCUUGCUUCCUUGCUAGGUUUGAAGAAGCUCAAGAUACAAUGAAAGAGGCUGAUAUGAUGAUCAAUGGACUGAUGAUUGCAAAUGAAACAUUGAAGUUUCAAGUUGAAGACCUAACUAGUCAGAGAGACAGGCUAACCGUUGACGUGCAAGGACUGGAAUCUGCUAAUGAAUUGACUGAUCAGACGUGCAGAGAUCUUAAGAAACAACUUGAGUUGGAUAUUUCACAGAAUAUGAGCCUUAUUGAGGAAUUGCAGAGGCUUGUCUCACACGGACAGGUUACAUCUGAAGUGGCAUACAUGUCUCUAACCCAUGAUUUGCACUGUAUGAAGUCCCAGCUUCAUGACGCUGUCAAAUUCAUGCAUUCAUCACUUGAGGACAUUUGGUCACAUAUUCUCAUGAAGGACUGUGCUCUCUCUGUGCUACAUCAUUGCCACAUGGGCGUGUUGUUAGAGGUGGUAACAUCAUUGAAUGCAGAGAAUGGACUUCUUCACCAUGGUAUAUGUGAAUCAAAUGCUGCGAUAUAUAAUUUGAGGGAGCACAACAUGAAAUCACUGGAGGAGCUUGAAAUGUGUCGAAUGCUGAAGGGGAAGUUGUUGGGUGAUUUCAAGAGCAGCUUCGAUCGUAUUUUAAGAAAAGAAGGUGAAACCACAGAGCUCAACUUAAAGCUAGAUCGCUUCAAAGAAAAACUAUUGGCUCUUCAGCAUCAGGAGGAAAUAAUGUUGGAAAGGUCCAACUUCAUGAGUUCUGAGCUUUCCAGCUUAAUGAACGAGUUGGGUCAUAGUAACUCACAGAUGAUUGCAUCCUUUGCAGAGCAAGAGGAGCUUUCGACAAUGGAAUGCUAUGCAAAAGAACUUGAGUUGCUUAUUUUGGCUACAAAACUGCAGGAAGUGGCUGAUGAAAUUGGUGAUAUGCAAAGGGAACAAUUAAAUUCCCAGACAGCUUCGGAAUUCUUGAUGAGAGAGAAUGUUCUCCUCCAGGUAACUGCGGAUUUGCAGGAACAACUCAUGUUUGAAAGAGAAACGGAGGUUAUCUGCAUGCAAAAAAGAGCUGAUGAAGUUAAGGAUGGUGAGGCCAAAGUGUUGUCACAACUCCAAACACUCGAAGCAGAAAACAAGACCUUAAGAGAUCGUUUGAGCUUGAAGGAGAAUGAUUUUGAAAAUGUGCAGAAUGGAAUGUUUUUAUUGCAAUCUUCAUCUCAUGAUCUUCAAGACAAACUAUCGAUCUUAGAAAGGGAGAACGACUCACUGCAAAAUAAAUUACUAGAUCUGACAAAUGAAAAUUGCACUCUGCUGAAAGAUAUCCAAGACAACGACUCUGAUGUUAGGUCAUCUAUGGGCUUUAUUGAUACACUCAAGUCGGAGAAUUGCAGUUUACAAGGAAGUAUUUCUAGUCUGGAGUCAAGAAUUGCUUUCCUGGAAAAGGAUCUGGAGGUGAAAAACGCAGAGCUUGAUGACAUCCAACAUUUCCAUUCUUCUACAGUUCAGGCAUUAUGCAACAAAAGCCAGGAUUUGGAAAGCUACACCAUCAAAGUGAAAAAACUACAGGAAGAGAACCUCAUUUUGAGAGAUGAAAUUCAAUCUCUAGAGCGGAGAAACUUCAAAGCACUUAGCCAUUCCAGUUCAAAGGUUGCUAUGUGUGCCACUUCAAUGGAAACUGCUGAGCUGCAGAGUAACAGGAUGCUUAAACAACUAGAAGAGAAAAUCGGGAUGGUUCUGGAUCAAAUUUCUGAAGAUAAUUGUCAAAACCUGGAUGUGUUGUCAAGGUUCUUAAAGGAGUUGGAGUUCAUAGAUUUUAUUGCAAAAGACUUAGUAUCUCACAACUUGUCCUUACAAGAAGAGUUGCUCAGGAAGGACGAGGUUCUAAACGGAUUGCUGUUUGAUCUUCGCCUCUUGCAAGAGUCUGCUGUCAACAGUAAAGAUCAGAAGGAUGAGAUAGAAGAGUUGGCAGUUAUUUUAGAAUCUACAGAAAGUAAAUUAGCUACAAGAUCGCAAGAACUUGAUGAAGCGGUCACUUAUUACCAAGAACUUGAAGCUAAGGUGAUGAGGCAAGAAGAGACGGUAUCUGCGUUGGAGAUGGACUUGGAAAAGGCCAACCAUUCUGUAAACAUGCUCACUGAUGACAAUUUGAUGCUGAGGUCUCAAGUGGAAGAUAUUAUGGAAGCAAGAAGUUCUUUCGAGAGAGAACUGAGUGAGAAAAAGAGCAUAAUUGACAGUUUGGAAAAUGAAGUACUUGAAAUGGGGAACACUCUAGGUCAUGUGAAUGAUUUAGUUGAAUCUUUGAAGAGCAACUUGGAAGAAGCUAACAAUGAAAAGGACCAGCUUCAGAAGGAUCUACUGAUCCUGGAAGGAAAGUUUGAAACUGCUCAUGCUCUCGCUGAGGAGAAUGAAGCUGUUGCUGCAGAAGCUAAGGAGAUUGCUGAAUCUAGAAGAUUAUAUGCUGAAGAGAAAGAAGAAGAGGUGCAGCUUUUAGAGACAUCCGUGCAAGAAUUAGAUUCUACCAUUAGCGUAUUAGAAAACAAGGUUGAUGUUCUGAAAGGAGAAGUUGAAAAGCAAAGGUUGCAGAGAGAGGAGCUAGAAUUGGAGCUUCAGUCCCUUAAAACCCAGAUGCUUAAUGUUGAGAAUACUGAUGCAGACAUUAAAAGGCAUUUCGAUGAAAAAUCAAAGAAUCUCAGAGAAGCCUCAAUGCGCAUACAAGCUCUUGAGAAAGAUUUGAAAAACAAAGACGUAGAGAUUGCUAAAUGCAAAUCACAUAUCUCGGAGUUGACAUUGCAUGCUGAAGCACAGGCUUCUGAGUACAAACACAAGUUCAAGGAGUUGGAAGCAAUGGUUGAACAGCUUAAGUCAGAAGAUGCAUCGAAUAAGUUGGAGAAAAAUGCUGCUAAAGGAAGGGGUUCUGCUUCCCCUUUCAAAGUAAAGGGUUCAGGUUCUCCCUUCAAAUCAAGGGGUACUGGUUCGCCCUUCAAGUGCAUUGGCUUAGGUUUCAAAUCUGAGAAGGAUGAGGAGUUUAAUGCUGAAAGGCUACGCAUUGAAGAGCUUGAAGCCUUGGCUGCAAGCAGACAGAAAGAAAUAUUCAUGCUAAAUUCAAGGUUAGCUGCUGCAGAUAGCAUGACACAUGAUGUAAUUCGGGAUUUACUGGGAGUUAAAUUGGAUAUGAGCAGUUAUGUGACACUGUUAGAUAAACAGGGAGUUCAAAAGAUAACAGAGAAGGCUCAGCUUAAUAGCAUAGAAUCACAGGACCAGGAGGUGAACAAGCUAAAGAAGCAGCUCAAUGAGUUUAUUGAAGAAAGACAAGGAUGGUUGGAAGAAAUUGACAAAAAACAGGCUGAAGUUGUUGCUGCUCAGAUUGCAUUAGAAAAACACCGCCAGCAAGAGCAGUUGCUCGCCUCAGAAAAUGAAGAAUUAAAGAUGGAGAUACAAAAUCAUGAGAAGAGAGUGAUGGAGCUUGAAGGAGAGGUGAAAAAGUUAUCUGGUCACCAGAACUUCCACCAGCGUAUACACCAUCAUGCCAAAGUCAAGGCAAAGAACAAUGUGUUGAAAGUCCAAAAUGAAGACCUUUGUCAUAGAUUACGGCGAGCUGAAUCAUUUCUCUCGCGUGUCAAGGAAGAACUUGCUCAUUAUCGUGCUUGCAACGGAAGAAGUCCUUACGUUCAUCUUGAUGAGGAGCAAAUACUAAAGAACAAAGUAAAGGAGUGUGAACAGGAAAAGUUACAUUUAGCACAGACAUUAUUUGCCUUGUGUACAAACAUUUUAAAGGCUGCAGGUGUUACAAAACAAGCAUCUGAAGUUGACCUUCAUUCAGCAGAGCAAGCACUACAGGAGCUAGCAGCUCGAGUGAUCUCAUUGGAGAGAGAGUUGGAAGAUUUGAAAGUGAAGCAUAGAAUCACCAAUGAACGAAUCCGGUUGGCAGAACUCGUGCCAGAUCGUUCACCAUUCGGCUCAAGGUCAGGGGAUAAUCGGCAAACUCCCAGAAGAGGUUCUCAAUCACCAUUUUUUUCCGCACUUGAUCGAUAGGAAUGGUCAAGCCAUAUAGUUCUAAUUAGGCCUUGUAUAACAGUGAGUUGUUAGCUUCCUGCUAAAUUGUAAAUAUGUGUAUUAUGUAUUACGUUCACCAGUAAAUAUAAGCUUAGUUUGCUGGCUUGUAUAGGUUAAUUCUUUUGUUGUAACCAUACGUAUAUUUUUAAGUGUGCAUUAUCAAUUUAUCAUCUCAAUGCCUUCAUUUGCA